GAGGGGCGGAAGAAGCUAAGGGGGCGGGCAUGUCGUCGCCGGAGAACGUGGUGGUGGUGGCGGUGAGGGCGGAGAGGGAGACCUCCAAGACGGCGCUCGCUUGGGCCCUAACCCAUGUCGUCCGCCCCGGUGACGUAGUCACCCUGCUCGCCGUCCUCGCCGAUCGCGAAGCCACCGGUUGGCGACGGAGGUUGCCGUGGAGCUUCCCUCGAAUUGGAGGUGACCGCCGCAACCGUAGUCGAGAGCGGUGUCAGAUCUCCGCCUCGUGCUCCCAAAUGGCGCUGCAAAUCGAUGGCCGCAACGAGAUAAAUGUAAGGAUAAAGGUAGUGGGAUCGGAAACCACCGCGCCGACCUCUUCGUCCUCGUCCUCUUCCUCCGGCGGCGGCGUAGUGGUUGCGGAAUCAAAGCGAGUUGGUGCCACCUGGGUAGUACUCGACAGGCAGCUGAAGCAGGAGGAGAAACAUUGCGUGGAGGAGCUGCGGUGCAACGUUGUAGUGAUCAAAGGUUCCGGAGCCAAGGUGAUGCGGCUCAACCUUGGGAGCAUCAACAACAAGCCCCUUCCUCCCUUCUCCUUGUCCUCCUCUCAGAUCUCCAUUUGCAGCGAGAAGUUCCUCGGCAGCAACUCUCGAGCAGGGCAGGCGAAGACGGCAAAUAGCCCUGUGCCGAUAUUGGAAGAUGCGCCGAAGAAAGUGCCAUUGAGAUCUGCUGCUGCCGCCUCGACGGCCAGGACGACGACGAUGCAGCCUUCGGCCAAAACCAAGUCUUCGUUCUUUGUCGGCGAGCAUAAUCCUCUAUUCGAGAAGCUCCGCGACGGAAGGUUGACGCCGAUAGAGGACGUGGGUUCGGAUGGCGAGGACACGUCGGAGUCGAUUGGUAAUUCCGGCGGAGGGAGUUCUCCAUCCGCAACUCCUGCCACCGCGCAUUAUCGAGUCUACCGGAUUCCCCAAUCCAAGCACCGGCCGGAGCAGAAAGCCCAUAAUUGCCGCCUCCCCAGAUCAUCUCCUCCUGCUAAAACCAAGCAAGAAGCCAAUACCAAAUACGCAGGCUUAGAAACCGUCUCCCUGCUGUUGCCGCCGCCCAGUUCCACCACCACGGAACGCGACAACUCCAGCCCCACCAGCUGCGCACCCUACAGCUCCGACGUCAGGGAGGCCGUCUCCCUGCUCAGCGCCUCCCGGUCCGUCCCCCCUCCCCUCUGUUCGCUCUGCCGCCACAAGGCCCCCGUAUUCGGCAAGCCCCCGCAGCGGUUUUCUUACAGCGAGCUGGAGGUUGCCACCGGUGGCUUCGCCGACGCGGCCUUAGUAGCUGAGGGCGCCAGCGGGUGCGUCCACAGAGGCGUGCUGCAGGACGGGCGCGUUGUGGCUGUCAAACAGCUCAAGGGUCGGCCGGCCGAGGAGGAGGAGUUCCGCGAGGAGGUGGAGGUGGUCAGCCGGGCCCAGCACCGUAAUGUGGUGAUGCUGGUGGGUUUCUGCGUCGAGGGAGCGUCGAGGAGGGCGCUGGUGUUCGAGUACAUCUGCAAUGGCUCCCUCGACCGCCAUCUCUAUGGGGAAGUCGAGGCUCCCUUGGAUUGGCUUGCAAGGAUGAAGAUUGCAGUGGGAGUUGCAAGAGGGUUGAGAUAUUUGCACGAGGAUUGCAGGGUAGGCUUCGUCGUCCAUAAAGACAUGCGACCCAACAAUAUUCUACUCACCCAUGACUUCGAACCAUUGUUGGGAGACUUCAGGCUCACAACAUGGCAAAAAGAGACAUCUCUGUCAGUGAACACCAAUCUCCCUGAAGCUUUUGGCUAUCUUGCUCCUGAGUUCAUCGAGCACGGGAUCGUCACUGACAAAUCCGACGUGUAUGCAUUCGGAGUGGUGCUACUCGAGCUCCUCACUGGCCGAAAAGCCCUGGACACCAACCUGCCCAAGGGGCAGCAGUUCCUGGUCGAGUGGGCGAGGCCGCUCCUCUCGGUUGCAUCAGAUGAUGGUGCAGUCGACCGCUUCUUCGAUUCGCAUUUGGAACGAGGCCAAGGCCGUUUCUUCAGAGAGAAGCUCCGGGCAAUGGCACGCGCAGCCUCAUUGUGCCUCCGCCGAGAGCCGCAGUCGAGGCCUGGCAUGUCCAAGGUGCUGAGGAUUCUGGAGGGAGACAGCGCGAUCGAUCAAGUUGUGGACGUCGUCAGCACCGUGGGCAGCAGAAGUGGGCGCAUGGUACGAGCAGCCGCAAGCCAUGACACCGCGACAGCAGGCAGCUUAUCCUACAGAUUCCCUCGAGAAUCUGUCAUCAACGCGCUCUGCUCUGAUAGAAACUGGCCGCCCAGUCCAUAAUUGUUACCAUCUUCAAUUCAAGAAUUGGAGAAGAUUGCCUCCUCCGUUUCCAUGUUUCAUGCAACUAACUAACUACUGGUGCCUUCACGAAUGAGGCAGAAGGCGGUGUGGAUGAUACAAGGCCAGAGAGAAAGUCGAAGAAGAUUUAAUUUGUACAGCAUUCCUGGAGCAUUGGAAAAGGCGAGAUCAGAACAAACUGCUUGUGAGUGUGCAUAUAUCUCUUUUGUCAAACUCCAUUGAAUCAUCAUUUAUCA
Zingiber officinale is the source of this 2557-nucleotide messenger RNA. Its product is annotated as inactive protein kinase SELMODRAFT_444075-like. Gene Ontology annotation, molecular function: protein kinase activity; ATP binding. Lineage: Eukaryota; Viridiplantae; Streptophyta; Magnoliopsida; Zingiberales; Zingiberaceae. Bases 30 to 2303 code for a protein of 757 amino acids. The transcript has 8 exons. The record is from RefSeq and is a predicted model, not a curated record. Gene Ontology annotation, biological process: protein phosphorylation.